AUGCUGCUGCUCAUUGAAGCUCUUCUGCUCAUUUUAGCUGCUCUAGGACAGGAUCACAGAGCUGCUGGUGCAGGAUAUCCAUUGGAUAUGGCACUGAAUUCUGUUGAUGACCAAUAUAAGGGCUGUACAUCGAAAAUGGCACAUCUGGUGAAGACAAAAUAUCUAAUGAAAGAAAUCAAUAACUCACCGCAAUUUAAAAUUGGUUGGCAAGUGGGUGCAAUGUUUGUCAAGUUCCCAAAAGGUUACUUGAAAAGGAAUCAUUUAAUCGCCAUUUAUGUGUACAGUGAUAAUAACGUAUAUCAGCAUUUCAAUCCUGACAAUCGUUAUGGUAAAAAACAGUACAAUCACAAGACCUACAAAUGGUAUUCCCUUUACUUUUUGUUAACAGAAGCGAUACAGAUUCUGAAGAAAACACAGUAUGGAUGCAGGUUUACUUAUCGUGGUACAAAUGUUGAAUUUAAUAAGGAUGUUCUGAACAAAGAGGUUCGUUUUGGCUCAUUUGCUUCAUCCUCCCUUGAUUAUAACAUUGCACGAGGUUUUGGAUCUAAAUCUUGUUUUGAAAUCUACACUUGUGAAGGAGCUGAUGUGGCAAAAUAUUCUAAGUAUCCUCAUGAGAAAGAGGUGCUGAUUCCUCCAUAUGAGAAGUUUAAAGUCACUGCUGUCAAGUCGAGAAAAUAUCAGCCUCAUCUCUGGUGUGAAACUGUGUUCACUUUGAAAAGCACUGGAACAAGAAGUUACCUGAACUGUGCUCUAUUCAAGAAAGCACCCAAUUAUAAUGGUUUUUACUGA
This is a messenger RNA of Sinocyclocheilus anshuiensis, 789 nucleotides long. Its product is annotated as NAD(P)(+)--arginine ADP-ribosyltransferase 2-like. The coding region runs from base 1 to 789 and encodes 262 amino acids. The transcript has 2 exons. The record is from RefSeq and is a predicted model, not a curated record. Gene Ontology annotation, molecular function: NAD+ poly-ADP-ribosyltransferase activity; NAD+-protein-arginine ADP-ribosyltransferase activity. Lineage: Eukaryota; Metazoa; Chordata; Actinopteri; Cypriniformes; Cyprinidae.